Alnus glutinosa is the source of this 1536-nucleotide messenger RNA. Its product is annotated as SNF1-related protein kinase regulatory subunit gamma-1-like. NCBI's taxonomy places the organism in Eukaryota, Viridiplantae, Streptophyta, Magnoliopsida, Fagales, Betulaceae. The transcript has 6 exons. The record is from RefSeq and is a predicted model, not a curated record. Bases 87 to 1409 code for a protein of 440 amino acids.
CUGGUUUUCAGGAAAUGAACGGAGAGCUUUCCCUUUGCAGAACUCAGUCUAAUCUCUGAACACAAACCCUUUUAACAGCUGUAGGUAUGGCGGAAGAACAAUUUGUCAAAGAAAGUUCUCAACUCUCAACCUAUGAUGCUUAUUUUGAGAAGAUCCAGUCAAGAAAGAAAUUACCUCAAUCGUUGCAAGAGACUUUAACGACUGCAUUUGCAAACAUUCCGGUUUCAUCGUUCCCACGAGUUCCCGGCGGCAAAGUGAUUGAAAUUUUAGCAGACAGUUCCAUUGCUGAUGCUGUAAAGAUUUUAUCUGAAUGCAACAUUUUGUCCGCUCCGGUGAGAAACCCAGAUGCAGGAAAUAGUUCAGAUUGGAGAGAUCGGUACCUUGGAAUUAUAGAUUACUCAGCUAUUGUUCUGUGGGUGCUGGAGAGUGCAGAACUUGCUGCGGUUGCUCUAUCAGCUAGUACAGCAACAGCCGCCGGAGUUGGGGCAGGAGCAGUUGGCGCUCUUGGAGCACUGGCACUGGGUGCGACAGGUCCUGCUGCAGUGGCAGGCCUAACAGCUGCGGCCGUUGGUGCUGCUGUGGCUGGUGGUGUGGCUGCAGAGAAAGGGAUGGGAAAAGAUGCUCCCACAGCUGCUGAUGAACUAGGCGAGGAUUUUUACAAAGUUAUACUGCAAGAAGAACCCUUCAAGUCAACCACAGUAAGGUCAAUACUCAAGUCCUCCCGCUGGGCUCCUUUCCUUCCAGUUUCAAUAGAUAGUACUAUGUUGAGUGUGAUGCUGCUACUCUCAAAAUAUAGGCUGCGGAGUGUACCUGUAAUUGAACCAGGCAGGCCCGACAUUAAGAACUUCAUUACUCAAUCUGCAGUUGUUCAGGGUCUUGAAGGUUGUAGAGGAAGGGACUGGUUUGACUGUAUUGCCUCCCAGCCUAUUUCUGAUUUGGGACUUCCUUUCAUGACCUCUGCUGAGGUUGUCAGCAUCCAGGGCAAUGAGUUGAUUCUAGAGGCUUUCAAGCGAAUGAGAGAGAACCAAAUCGGCGGUCUUCCAGUUGUAGGGGGCCCAUCGAAGAAGAUAGUCGGGAACGUAAGCAUAAGAGACAUCAGAUACUUGCUCCUGGAACCUGAGCUUUUCUCCAAUUUUAGGAAGCUGACUGUGAUGGAUUUCUUGCACACCAUUGCCACCCAAGAAAUCGGAAAGGCCAUCCCACCAAUUAUAUGCAACCUCGAUUCAACUCUUGGUAGUGUGAUCCAGAGUCUUUCUUCCAAGUCAGUUCACAGGAUUUAUGCGGUGGCUGGAGAUGAUGAAGUUGUUGGCGUCAUUACACUCAGAGAUGUGAUUUCUUGCUUCAUUUAUGAACCCCCUAGUCAUUUUGAUAACCACCUUGGGUUUUCAGUGAAGGAAAUGUUGAAAUAGUGAUGCUUGGUGUAGAAAUCCUUUUUAAGUGUAUGAAGUAGAGAAAUUUAACAGAAUCUGGUUUGGAACAAAGAACAAUUUACAGUUGUUCUGUCGGUACUAUAUCGUAUUUUUCAUUUUACUCCUA